Molecule: messenger RNA, 390 nt
Organism: Racocetra fulgida
Lineage: Eukaryota; Fungi; Glomeromycota; Glomeromycetes; Diversisporales; Gigasporaceae
Source: the annotation of a GenBank genome assembly
GCCUACGGAAAUUUACGUAAGCAAAACCCUAAUCUGCCUAAGAUUUACGCGAAUAUUGAAAUGAAAUUUGAUGAGGAAACAGUGGGUACCGAGAUAAGAGGGCCUCGUCCCGGCAUAAUCAUUUCGGAUAAUUCUUAUAACCAAAUCAGCGAGCGAGUAAUUAUUUUACCCUGUUCUCGUACUCUUGCCCCUCUUUAUUCUUUUGAGUUGUUUUUGCCCCAAAUAGUCAAAAAUGUAGAUGGAAAGGUAAUGAUUGACCAAAUACAAAGCAUUGAUAAGGGAAGAAUACAAGGUAAAAUAAGAAGUUUGCGACCGGACGAAAUGAAUAAGAUUAUUGACAAACUACAAAAAAUUUUACCUUUGCGGGAACUGUUAAGAGCCAAACUUUAG